This is a messenger RNA of Triplophysa dalaica, 4575 nucleotides long. RefSeq names its product Kruppel like factor 12b (gene klf12b). The transcript is spliced from 6 exons. Gene Ontology annotation, biological process: regulation of transcription by RNA polymerase II. NCBI's taxonomy places the organism in Eukaryota, Metazoa, Chordata, Actinopteri, Cypriniformes, Nemacheilidae. Gene Ontology annotation, molecular function: DNA-binding transcription factor activity, RNA polymerase II-specific; RNA polymerase II cis-regulatory region sequence-specific DNA binding. The coding region runs from base 162 to 1202 and encodes 346 amino acids. The record is from RefSeq and is a predicted model, not a curated record.
GCUCCCAUUCAUUUCCUGAGAACUGCCCUGAGCAGCUGAGAGGAGCAGAGAGGGGAGGGAGUCACACACAGAGAGAGAGAGAGAGAGAGACAGAGAGGACUGUAUAAGGAAGACAGUUUCUGUCGCUCUGCAGCUUCUGGUCAGACGCCAUCAAAAACAGGAUGUUAAUGCUAGACGGAAUGCCUUCAGUCCGAGUCAAAGCAGAACCUCUGGAAUCGGAGCGUGGGUCACCCAAAGUGCACAGUUAUCCUGAUAUGGAGGCCAUGCCAAUUCUUAUAAGCAAAGUGAAGUCGGAACCUCCAGAAGACCUGCUCUCUUCUGACCAGUUCCAGACCCAGACAGAGCCUGUGGACCUGUCUAUCAACAAAGCACGGACGUCAUCUCCUUCACAUAAUGCGUCACCCGUUACAUCGGCCUUCUAUCCGUCCUCUUCUUCAUCGUCACCUUCACCAUCUGUAAUCACCUCCGUCUCCUCGGGAAUGACCUCCGUGCUGACACCUGGGCCCUUGGUGGGAUCUUCUCAAGGAAUUAGGGGCCAGCAAUUUUUGCACAUCAUUCACCCCGUCCCCCCCUCAAGCCCCAGUAAACUACCCAGCCAGGUGCACCGUAUCCCUGUCGUGGUGCAGUCACUGCCCUUUAUGUACACCACAGCAGUACGCUCCCCCUCCAGCCUCAACUCCACCAUAAUGUUCCCUCUACUCGAUGAGGCCAAGUGUCAAGGUAAAGCACAAACAGGCCCCAAUGGUCUGUCGCCAAGACAAAUCAAAAGCGACAGUGAUGAUGACGACCUGCCAAACGUGACCUUGGACAGUGUUAAUGAAACAGGAUCCACAGCGCUGUCUAUAGCACGAGCCGUACAAGACUCCAUGUCACCAUUCAGUAUCGAGAGCAUUCGACGACCACAGCCAUCUGAAUCUCCAGAUUCCAAGAAGAGACGCAUCCACAGAUGUGAUUUCGCAGGCUGUAACAAAGUUUAUACCAAGAGCUCCCAUUUAAAGGCACACCGGAGGACGCACACAGGUGAGAAGCCAUACAAGUGCACCUGGGACGGCUGCACGUGGAAGUUUGCCCGCUCAGACGAAUUAACGCGGCAUUACCGGAAACACACUGGCGUCAAACCCUUCAAGUGCGGGGACUGCGACCGAAGCUUCUCGCGCUCUGACCAUCUGGCCCUGCACCGCCGCAGACACAUGCUGGUCUGAUUUGGGUCUCUUCAACAAUUCACACCUACUUACACACACACAAGGAGAGCUGGGUCUCCCCCAAUAUCGUUCAGCUGGGCUGGACAUCACAGACAUGGCCGUCCCUGCCUGAAAGAGAAAUACAGCGAACAGUGUGAUAGGAGCUCAACGUGGUCCAUUCAGGAAGAGAGGAGGCUCAUCUACAGGCAGCCUGUCAUCUUGAAUUUUGGAUUCCUGGAUGUUCUUGUCUCAAGUGCCGCUUGAGCGCGUCAUGUCUGUUUAAAAGAAUUCUUCACUGGUACAAAUGGUUUGUUUUCCGGGUUUGUCUUUCUGAAUCAUCCUAGUGUUCUUUUUUUAAAGACAUCUACAAUGUGAAGAAAUGCCGAACAGAUUGGAUGUACUUGUUUAUCUGGUCUGGGCGUUGGCCAGGUGCUGGCCAGGAUCACAAAUGGCAAAUAGAGAGAUUGACCAUGAAUAGUAUUGUUGCACAAUUUUAGCAUUUACCUUUUUGUGGAAAAUCAUACGGCAGGAAGAUCGAAGAAGGAUCAGGAGGUCGUGAUGAUGGAUGAGAGAGGCCAGUGAUUCAGAAGCAAGAAGAACAGAGAUGAUCAUCUACAGGUCAACACACCAGCGAAUGACACAAACAACAUAUCAACAUUUUGAUAUAUGCUCAUUUUAUCUUCAGUUACCCCUUGAAACUGAAGGCUUUGAUACACUUCGUAUUGAAUUAGAUUGCUGAAUGAAACAAAGUAUUAUGUUAACAGAGCUAAUAUUAGUCAAUCCGGGUGAUGAGGGUCUGCUCAGACAGGUAAUGCACGGCAGAAGAGCAAUAUUCUGAAUUCCUGGAGGGAGAGCUGGCCUGCACUUCUGUGCUCACAUCAGGUGGCUGACAAGACAGACGAUUUAUAUCAGUGCCACUUUUUUUCUAUAAUUCAAAUACCUCUUCUAUUUAUAGUGGUAACUUUAUACUGUAUGCAGAGGAAGUGAUUUGAAGAUUGAUUUUGGAAUAUGAAGCUAAGAGCAUCUCAAAUGCAAGUGUUAAUAGUCAGUAACAGCUGUAGUCCCAAAUGUAAGAAGCUGGCUUUGUAAAUUCAGCAAAUAGUCAUUCUCAGUUUGACAAAGAUCAGCAAAUCGUUUGACUACAACUUGUCUUUUGGUAAAAGCGUCAGACCGAAUUGACAAUUCCCAAAGUGACCAGUAGAGGGCAAUCAGUGGUGUGAGUUUCAGUCUGAUCUCUGAUAGACCCCACAAUUGUUAUUGUUUGGUGUAUUUCAUAUUUUCUUUAUUUUCAAUGUCCUUUAUGCAGUCAUGCACCCUUGUUGGAGUUCCGUGUUGGAAAGGUUUCAAGAGAUUAAAUGAUUUACUGAGCCAUAUUCAUUGUAAUUAAAAUCUGUACUAAUCUAUAUUUACAACAUACACUACAUGAACAAGAUAUGUCAAAGAAGCAAUACCACACACUUGGGAAUGCAGUUUAUACUUUUACAUACUGAAAUGAAGCCGCUUUAUGUUUAAUGGUGUGUUCGUUGUAUUUGCGCUUUUCACACAAGCUUUCUUCUGCCCUUAUGAUCCAUAAGCACUUUGAAGUGGUUACAAAAGCCACGACGAUCACUUCUCAUAUGACCAGACGUUACCAGAUUUUAAAGCCACUUUACAGUCUGCCUAUGCAUGGCUGACUAAUCUGCACCCUUUUUGUCAUCAACUAAAGGAAAUUUUAGUUAAAUGAAGUGAAAUUAUGUGCAAGGAAAUCUAUCAAAAGCAACAUCUGUUGGAUCAAUUUGUCCAUUCGAGAUAUAACACGAACAAUUUGUUUCUUUCUAUUCUGAAGUACUACAAAGUACCGUGUUGUACGUCCUCAGUAUGUAUUUGUGUACACAUGCGUGUAUUCUGUUGUAUAUGGGCUUGAACAUAACACAAGCACCUUGUUUCUAUGAAGUAAUUAUUUUAAAAUAGACAUGACAUUAAUCUCCAAUGUAUCUUAUCCUAUUUUGUAUUUGAGGUGUGAUGUGAGGCACUUCAUCUGCAUAUGACUAUUUUCUUGUACAAAAAAUACUUUUAAAAAUGUUGUAAUAUAUGUGGAAGUGAAAAAAAUAUCGCUCAGUUUUACAGGCUGUACAUACCUAUUCAAAUAGGGCUUUUUUAAAAUACAAGGGAUUAUCUUUAUACAUAUGCAGAAUUUUCUGAGACGCUGUUUUGGGUUAAUAUAAUAAAGUGUUCAGCUGCGCUGUGUGUGAGAAUGCGGAAGGCUAUGUUGUCUAUAACGCACACGCCCAGUAGUUGCAUGCGUUUUCUUUUGUUUUGAACAAUCAAAUACACACCACAGUAUUCAGGCAGUGAUGCCUCCGUAUAGUACAUCUAACAUUUUUCAGUGUUUUUGUACUGACUGUAAAAUGUGAUUUAAGCGUGAACCCAUUGAAACAAGUCUCCCCUGCACAGUAUUCAAGAGUCAUUACCAACAAAUUUUCAAAUAUAAUUUUUUGUACCACUUGAACUAGACUGUACAUUUAAGUUUACAUGACUUACGCCUCUUCUAUGGCAUUUUUGCAUGAUUUUUGUGGCAUAAUUUUGUAAAGGCAAACAGGGUCAAAAUUAUGCAAUAAUAAUGAGUGCCUAGUAUUAUCAACAUUAUGUCGUACGGUAAGUGUGUGCACAAGUACUAAAAACACACAAGUUCAAGUUGCCUAAAUACCCAAACACAACACAAAAUUCAUUUUGUUUAAUGCACUGAGCCUUUUGUACCAUUCUGAGGUGAAGCUGUGAAUUCCCGGUGUUUGCUGAAGAUUCUGUGUGUGUCUCCUAUGGACACUGCAUAAGAUUUGUAUGGUAUUACUCCCCUGCUUAACCGGACUCUGUUUUACCUCUGACACGUGAACUUAUUCUUCGGUUUCCACAGAGCAGUCCCAGGAACUCGAUGUUAAGACACUGGAGGUAAAACGUUAGUUCUUAAUAAUUCCUCUGUGAACAUUGUUCCCUCUCAAGUCUCUGUAAAAUAUUGAUUUACUUUCUGUAUUUACUUUGGAAUCAGUAUAUUUACUCCAUUGCUUUUGUUUUGUUGAUAUUCUGUAUUGAUCUUGUAUUUAUGUAUAGUGUGUGUAUUGUAAAUAUAUUCAGAGAUUUUUUGGGUUUUACUGUAAAGUUGUGAUAUUUUACCCUACUAUGCUUCAAAGGAAGUCCCUUUACAUUCAGUCCCAUUGGAGGAAGUCACGUCCCAAUCGUUACAAAGUGUGUUUGGUUUCAUUUCGGUUCUUCAGCAGUCGUCUAAUUAUUCUGUGCUUUUCGCUAUUCUCUGUAUUUUCAUUUACCAGAAGAUCGAGCUGUGAAUUGAGGUUACACAUUAUACUUGUUUGAUGAUCUAAUCGGAGGCAUGGAAGUUAAUAAAAUUGCAUUUUGUAUGGAA